AUGGCUGAAAAUCAGGAAAAAGGAAAAGACUUUUUUAGAAGGUUAUUGAGCGGGAAUAGUUCUAGGCCGAGUUUACUGAGAGGGGAUCCCCAUGAGAGGGGGGUUACGGGUUCUGCAAGGCGAGCCAGGCAGGAACAGGCGGCCGGACAUAGUCAGGCCCAAUGUUCGACUACCCUAGACCAUUCUGUCAGUCGGGAAGAGUCGGUCGGUCAUGAUGAGUCUGUCGGGCAUCCUGUUGAUUGGACGCUUGUCAGAGGGCAUGCCAGUCAAUUUAAGAUUAGAGGGCAUGGCACAGCUAACACUUCUGAUCACGUAGGAGUCAGCCAGGUUGAGGAUGUGGCUCCACGGGGGAGGAGGCGCUCACAAUUCGCGGAUAUGGACUGGUUGAUCACAUCACCCCAGCCCAAGGGCCUUGUUGACACCAGUUUAAUACCCAGCUACGGUGGGCACGUAGCGAAGGUUAUAUUUGAGGAAUCGGAGCGCACGCCUCCGAUUUUGGAUUGUCGCCCUAGGAAGAGGACGUUGGAGGCGAUCAUCAGACUACAAGACAUGUCUGAUGAGCUGUACAGGGUGUUACCUGCCACUCCUCUAGGUCGUCUGCCGUACAUAAUGCACCAUCACAUUGAUAGUGCUCUUAUUACGGCCUUUGUGGAGAGGUGGCAGCCUGAUACCAACACCUUCAACAUGCCAUGGGGAGAGAUGAUCAUAAUGUUGCACGAUGUGCAACGCAUUUUAGGAGUUGGCACUAACGAUUCACUUCCCGCUGAACCUGUUGAUAGUGACUAG
Molecule: messenger RNA, 786 nt
Organism: Amaranthus tricolor (Joseph's coat)
Lineage: Eukaryota; Viridiplantae; Streptophyta; Magnoliopsida; Caryophyllales; Amaranthaceae
Exons: 2
Coding region: 1-786 (261 amino acids)
Source: RefSeq, a predicted model, not a curated record